UGUCAUCCUAAUCAGUUUUUCAAAGGCGGGACGCAAAAAGAGAAGCCCAAACAACCGUAGAAGCAUCCCUCAGCUUUUGGAGAAGGAAUCUGUAGAAAUGGAGCAAACUGAGGUCCUUCCUUACAACGGAUUCGCUGAUGCCAUCGUAACCAGAGAAGACGGGCUCCCCGCUACCAUCUUCGAUAUCCUUCCCACCAAGACCUCAGCAGCAGCUCCUGCUUUCGAUCCUGAAUCAUUCAAUGUUGAUGCUGUUAUCGACCAAAAUGAGAGCGUUGUCAGUUCUGGUAAGGUUGAGUGGAGAGAUGUUUACGCUCGAGGAUUUACUCCUUGCGGAAGGACCGAUGGAAGACGACCCAGGAUUCUUGAAAUUGUGACUGGAAACACUACAGUCACAUCCUUCGCCACAGUGCUUACUACAUCAAUAGUACCUACCACUGUCACAUUCAGUGUCACCCUCACAUGUACAACGGCUGGAUUUACUUUUGGAGUGCCCGCCUGUUAAUAGAUCUACAGUACAGUACUAGACAUGUACACCUGCAGUACACUACUAGAUAUGUACACAGUAAAGAAGAAUCUCAAAAUAUUCAAGUAUCAACAUAUAUUGUAUCAAUGGUUAUAUGUUUAAUAAAUAUAGAUUUCGGGAGAAAAGUAAA
Eurytemora carolleeae is the source of this 653-nucleotide messenger RNA. RefSeq lists its product as uncharacterized. The transcript is spliced from 3 exons. Bases 98 to 502 code for a protein of 134 amino acids. Lineage: Eukaryota; Metazoa; Arthropoda; Copepoda; Calanoida; Temoridae. The record is from RefSeq and is a predicted model, not a curated record.